AUGGGUCAACAAAAUCAACAAAUGCGGCGAGCUCGCUUGGUUGCGAGUGUGGCUGCUACAAUCAUCUCCCUGGCUUGUGGAACAAACUACGUCUAUUCGGCAUGGGCCCCGCAGUUUGCCGAGAAGCUCAAGUUAUCAGCUACUCAGAGCAAUCUCAUCGGCCAGUUCGGGAACCUAGGCAUGUACUCGCUGGGUGUGCCCGUAGGCAUGCUUGUCGACAGACGUGGCCCUCGACCUUUUGUUCUCGUUGGUGCCUUUCUCCUUGUUGCGGGAUACUUUCCCUUGCACAUGGCCUACGACAGAGCAUCUGGAUCCGUCACAGCUCUUUGCUUCUUCUCCUUCCUAACUGGCCUUGGUAGUUGUAUGGCAUUUGCCGCUGCUGUCAAGACGUCGGCACUCAACUGGCCAGGUCACCGAGGUACGGCAACAGCAUUUCCGCUGGCGGCGUUUGGCCUCAGUGCCUUCUUCUUCUCAUUUCUCGGAUCCGUUCUGUUCCCUGGCGAUCCCAGCGCCUUUCUUAAGCUUCUUUCUUUCGGAACAGUUGGCUUGACUUUCAUAGGCUUCUUCUUUUUGAAGGUGUAUCCGCACUCGAACCACCGUGUUAUCUGCCAUGAAGAGGGACGUCGUUCGUCCUCUUCGUCCGCUCAUCUUCGGCCUCCUCGUGGUAUUCGCCAUUCUGAAGAACCUGGUACGUCUGAUACAGACUCCACAAACACGAACCUGGCCUCAUCGCCCAUGCUCGCUGGCCCAAUUCCCCCUUCCAAUAAUCCUAGCUCGAGCAGCAAACCUGUCAAUAAUGAUAUUGAAGAAGAUGCUGUCGACGAAACCUCGUCUUUGAUGUCGUCGGCAACCCCAGAGCUAGUAGAAAAUGUAGUGACGAGUAGUGUUGAUACGGAUCGAUCUCAUCGAAUAGAUAUACGCGGCUUCAAUCUCCUUCGCAAUCAGUCUUUUUGGCUCCUGUUCACCAUCAUGGCUAUUCUGUCAGGCGUUGGCCUUAUGACCAUUAAGUAA
Molecule: messenger RNA, 1011 nt
Organism: Metarhizium acridum CQMa 102
Lineage: Eukaryota; Fungi; Ascomycota; Sordariomycetes; Hypocreales; Clavicipitaceae
Biological process (GO): transmembrane transport
Cellular component (GO): fungal-type vacuole membrane
Molecular function (GO): transmembrane transporter activity
Source: RefSeq, a predicted model, not a curated record